Molecule: messenger RNA, 2599 nt
Organism: Myxocyprinus asiaticus (Chinese sucker)
Lineage: Eukaryota; Metazoa; Chordata; Actinopteri; Cypriniformes; Catostomidae
Gene: stard3nl
Product: STARD3 N-terminal like
Exons: 10
Coding region: 317-1000 (227 amino acids)
Source: RefSeq, a predicted model, not a curated record
CGAAAUCAUCAGAUGGUGCGGGUGUGUUUUACCAACACAACGAGAUGAUCGUUCAGUGAUCUCUUGAGCGGCUGUAAUGUAACGCUAACAUUCAUGGGAUUAUAAACGAAGAUGAAUGUGGUACCUUCAGGCCUUUGGAAAUUGCUCCCAAAGAUGAACCAGACUUCCAGAGGUCCACAAUUUUUUUUCUGAGGUCUUGGCCGAUUUCUUUUGAUUUUCCCAUGAUGUAAAGUAAAGAGGCAGUGAGUUUGAAGAACUAGGCAUGACGACAGAGUCUGACUCUCCAGAACAGUGAGUGUGAAUAGAGUGACAAGUCAUGGACAGCCAAUGCAGCAGCAGUGUGGGUUCACGGGCCACGGUAGCGGGCGUGGUCUCCAUUAACUCCACCCCCAUUUCUGCCCGUGUCGAGUCCUAUGAAGCAGGAGAGAAAAAGUGCAUCUCUGAUGUCCGAAGGACCUUCUGCCUGUUCGUGACCUUUGACCUUUUGUUCGUCACCUUGCUGUGGAUCAUUGAGCUCAAUGACAGUGAUGGUAUACAACAUCAGCUGGAGAAAGAGGUGUUACACUAUGAUUACCACAAAUCUUUUUUUGACAUAUUUCUAUUGGCAGUGUUCCGCUUUGCAGUAUUGAUUCUGGUGUAUGCAGUGUGCAAGCUGCGCCAUUGGUGGGCCAUUGCAAUUACAACAGCCAUUACCACUGGUUUCUUAAUUGUAAAAGUAAUUGUAUCAAAGCUCCUGUCUCAGGGGGCAUUUGGGUACUUGUUACCCAUCAUCUCCUUCGUCCUGGCAUGGAUAGAGACUUGGCUCCUGGAUUUCAAAGUCCUGCCCCAGGAGGCUGGUGAUGAAAUCAGGCAUAUUUCAGUGCAGAGUGCAGAAGGGAGAGAACCUCUUUUAUACCCAGGACCUGUCUCAGAAGGCCAGUUCUACUCUCCUCCUGAGUCCAUGGCAGACUCUGAUGAAGACUUUGAUGAUAAACAUGAUCUUCAGAAGCCCAUCGUCUAGCAGGAGCUCAGGUUACAACACUGAGUUUCGAACUCAUACAAAAGCCUUGUCCAGCACUGCUCAACAUAAAGCUGUGUUAUCGUGGGUUUGUGUGUGUGGGUGACCAGCACACAGUCACUCUGCCUUACAUCCACUAUUGUCAUGAUCAGCAGUUUGUUACUCUCAGUCUGCCCACACUGGUAAUGCUCUUGGUGCAAUUGUUUUUUUCUUACAUCUUUUUUUGUAUCUUAAUUUUUCUCUACAGAACAAAACUUAUUCUGUUUAUUGUGCAGUAAUGAUUGAAAACGGUGAAAGAAGGAUUUUAAUGUGAACAGUACAGUGUGUAUUAUGAACUUAGAUGAUAUCAGAGCUGAACAUGAGAAACUUUAUGAGACAUGACACUUCUCAUCUCUGUUUAACAACAUGACUGCCAUCUCACAAGUUUGUGCUGUAAGCUCUAGAUGUCUGCAGAACUGUGUAAUAAAGGAAUAGUUCACUCAAGAAUAAGGUUUCUGUCAUCAUUUACUCUCCUUCAUGUUGUUUCAAACCCGACUUUAAUCUGUGGAACUUAAAAGGAGAUGUUAGGUGGAAUGACAGCCUCAGUCACAGUUCACUUUAAUUGUAUGGACAAAAGAUGCCAUGAAAGUGAAUGGUGACUGAGAAUAACAUGGUGCCUAACAUCACCUUUUGUGUUCCACAGAAGAAAGAAAAAGUCAUAUGGGUUUGGAACAACACAAGGGUGAGUAAAUGAUGGCAAAAUGUGUAUUUUUGGGUGAACUAUCCCUUUAAGAACUUUCAUGCCUCUGAUUUAGGACUGUGAAUAGCAGUAUGGUGUCAGGUCUGCACUGCCAAUCAUUAGUGUGUGAAGAUUUAAAGUUUUUCCAGUUUUUCUUUGUUAUCCUCUUUUUGUUUUUAAUACUUUUGCUACCAAUCUGUGUGAACGAUCACAAAUGUGGUAGAGGUGUGUUUAGGAAACUGUAAAAUGAUUUUGUUUACUUGCAAAAUAAAGGACUUGAUUGAUUUUGCAUGAAAUGCUCUUAAAUGAGGAGUUAUAUGAUAUGUAAUGAUGCGAGUAUGUAUUCUGUUUUUAUGUUUUUGGCUCCUCAUCAGUAAGCAUUCUUAAACAUGUAAAUCAUCUUAAGUAAAUUAAAUCUUAAUUCUUUUAAAGGAAUAGUUCUACCAAAAAUUUUAAUUCUGUCAUAAUUUGCUCACACACUUGUUGUUCCAAACCCAUUUGACUUAUUGUGUAACACAAAUGGAGAUGUAGGUAGAAUGUUAGCUUGAGUCACCAUUCAUUUUAUUGUAUGGAAAAAAGAUGGAAGGAAAGAGAAAGAAAGAAAGUAAUACAGGUUUGGAACAACAUGAGUGUGAGUACAUGAUUACAUAGUUUUCAUUUUUGGUUGAAAUUUCCCUUUAAGUAUAUACGUGUGCCAUGCUUACUGAAUAAGGGCUUAUGGACCUGAUGCAGGUCUGGGACCUCCAGUUUUCUUUGUAUAAUUAGAGUUAUGGAGAGUUAUCUCCAUACAGUAUGUACCCAUCACAAAGCUUUGAAAUAUGCAGAAUAAUGUCAGAUUGUAUUCUUUUUUCAUUAUAUAUUAAAACAAUUACUGUUUUUAUUAA